This is a messenger RNA of Actinia tenebrosa (Australian red waratah sea anemone), 2295 nucleotides long. RefSeq names its product glycerol-3-phosphate acyltransferase 3. Gene Ontology annotation, cellular component: endoplasmic reticulum. NCBI's taxonomy places the organism in Eukaryota, Metazoa, Cnidaria, Anthozoa, Actiniaria, Actiniidae. The record is from RefSeq and is a predicted model, not a curated record. Gene Ontology annotation, biological process: triglyceride biosynthetic process. Gene Ontology annotation, molecular function: glycerol-3-phosphate O-acyltransferase activity.
UUCAACAUGGCUGUUCUCUUUCUCUUGCUGUGUUGSGUGGCCUAUUUUCUCUUUACUGUAGUCUUUAUUGUCCUUCCUGCAGUAUUUGGAGGCUCAUUUGGUAUCAGGAAUAUAUAUAUCAAGCUAUUGUUAAAGGUUUUUGAGUUUGGAAGGAAAAAAAUAGAUUCAAAGCAAUUGCUACAUAGUGAGUUGAUUGACAAAGAAGGCGAAAAGUUUGGGCCUCAUACGCCAAUACCAAGAAAUAGAUCAUUUGGAACUUUUCAGAGAGAAUUUCAGCUAUCAGAUGCUUUAGAUUUCUUUAAAAGUGGCUUUGAGGCCAUCAUAGAUGAUGAAGUCACUAAGCGUUUUUCUGCUGCAGAGCUAGAAUCAUGGAAUCUCCUAACAAGGACUAAUAAGAAUUACCACCAUAUAAGUUCAAAGCUUUCUAUAAUUUGGGUUCUUGGAUUCUUUGUCAGAUACUGUAUCUUAUUGCCAUUGAGACUUACUCUAGUGAUAUAUGGUUUUGGAUUAUUAACUUUGAGCACAGCUGUUAUAUCACAGCUUCCUGAAUCAAGUUUUAGAAAGAAGCUGGAUAGAAUAUGUAUGCUGGCAUCAUUUAGAAUAUUAGGAAGAGCCCUGUCUGCUGUUGUUACUUCACAUAAUACUGAAAAUAUGGCCAAGGGAGGAGGCAUAUGUGUUGCAAACCACACCUCACCUAUCGAUGUAUUGAUCCUGGCAUGUGAUAACUGCUAUUCUAUGGUGGGACAGCGUCAGCCUGGUCUUUUUGGCUUCAUCCAGAAGGUGUUAGCAAGAUCACAGGAUCAUAUUUGGUUUGAAAGAUUCGAGAUGAAAGACAGAUUGAUAGUCACAAAGAGACUGCGAGAACAUGUUGAGGAUCCCAGCAAAAACCCCAUGUUAAUUUUUCCUGAAGGUACUUGUAUUAACAAUACUUCGGUCAUGAUGUUCAAAAAAGGAAGUUUUGAAAUAGGAGGUGUAAUAUACCCUGUAGCUAUAAAGUACGAUCCCACAUUUGCUGAUGCAUUCUGGAAUUCAAGUUCUGAAAGCUUUGGUCAGUAUUUGUUCAGUUUAUUGACAAGUUGGGCAAUCGUCUGUGACGUCUGGUACUUGGAUCCAAUGGUCAUACAGGAAGGUGAAACGCCAAUACAGUUUGCUAAUCGUGUUAAGGGUGAAAUAGCAUUUAGAGGUGGGCUAGUGGACCUGAUAUGGGAUGGACAACUUAAAAGAACGAGCGUCAAACCGGAAUAUCGUAAAAAGAAACAAGAAGACUAUGCCAGUACAUUAAAGAUCGACUAACACCCGUGAGAGCUAAAGGAGAGAGAUGUAUUUUAUAUGCAAAUACCAUAUCAGAUCACUUUGCAGUUUCCCAUCCUUUUCCCACUAUUUUUUCCUUGCAUUUAUCCCAUUUCCCAUGUAUGAUAGUGUAUAUAAGAAAUCCUGAUCGAGGAUCCAGUCUGGUUUCCUUUUUGAUUCGUUUGCUGAUUAUUUGCUACUAUACACCGUCUUCGACAGGUUAAAUGAGAAUCAUAAAUCAGUGAUUUUUGCUUUUUCAGCUCUAAAAAUCUAGAGAACUAAAUCUAAAAAGAACUUAAGUGAAGUGUCUAGCAGUUCGAUGAUCCGUCUUCAUUUGUAUUACACUUUUAAUAUCGGCAGUUUUUCUACUCUUUUUUUUGGAUCAAAUCACGAUUUACUUUACUAGGAGUUCCUUUAGGUGGCCUACGUAUCUAAAUAGAUGUAGUUUUAAAAUACGAGGGUCAUUCAGCUAUAAUAUAUAGAAUGGUUAUCUAAAUCGUAUCCAUUGGAUGCUCAUUGAUAAUAUACAGUCUAUGCUAUCUUAUACUGAUACUGUAUACCUAGUCUUACACUGUCCUUGUGUGAGCUUGAGCUAUGCUAUUGUCAUUGGUAGAGGUGGGGUGGGAUCGUGAGCCAGGACCUCAAAGAAAAUAUUUAUUCGAAUAAACCACAUAGAGAAUAUAACAUAUUCAAGAGAUCUUCUAAUUAUGAAUGAAUAAACGUACAAUGAAUAAACAGAUAAACAUAAUAUUUUAGUAUAUUUUUAAUGUAGUGAAUUUAUGUUGCGUGAACGGUGUAUUUUUGAGGGUGCAGAUGACGUCAUAACCGCCAUGUUGGAAGCAAACGUUUUUGAAUUGCUUCUUUUAUUAUGUCCUCCAAUAUGGUGGUCUGAGUAGGUUGGGCUGUCUGCAUGGUAUCGAGCUUUUCGUCCCUCUUGGUUGAUACCUUGCCUAAGGAAUAUUCACCACAGGGUUCCCAAAGCGUUAUAAAUGUUAAAUUACCAAA